AUGGCGACGAACCAGGACUCGAACACGUUCUUCGGAACGUGGGAGGUAAGGUGUGGGGAGAGGGAAGAGAGCAGUUCGAUUUCGGCUCCCUUACCAUCGUGCCGCACCAUCCCCGCCAAUUCGGCUGUCCCAUCUGACCGUCUGCUUCCGUUCCAGAUUGUAGAGUCGUUUCUGGACGGGACGACCGAAGCGUUGGGCCUGAAUGGGGUCAAGUUUCGGCUUGAUGAGAUGGGCGAUAUUAUCUGGUACAAUGACCUGGUGAGUACAACGAGCAACCGCGGCACCGGCCACCGGCACCAGGCACCGGCGGCGGUCGGCGGCCAGGCCCACUGUCCGGUCAGCAACUCGACCGCGGUCCUGUUCAGCUGCGAAACGUUCGAGGUGGUGCAGCUGGCGUCGAACGGGCCGUGUCUGAUCUUCGGCGCGUACACCGGCCACAGCAUCGAGUUCCGCACCAACAGCUACAACCCACGCGAGCGGAUGUCGCUCCGGUGCGACGGGUGGUGCCAGCUGCACUGCCGGCGUGUCCAGAACGACCAGUCCGUCGGCCAGGAGGAACCGUUCACGCUCCUGUCCGUGCUGGACGACGGCAACUUCUGUGAUGUGACCCUCACGAGCAGCGACAAUGUGACCUGCCACGUCCACUCGCCGAUACUCCGCUUGAACGGCUUCGACUGUAGCAGCGCCAUGACGGCGAUUACCGGCGUGUCGACCGGCGGCACUUCGCCGUGCUCGCAGCGCCCCUACACCACUCCUGCCCCGCACGGCUGUCCGAUGUCGACCGGCUGCAGCUGGCUGUCGGCUGCCCGGUGCAGUACACCGCGCGUCAUAGUGCCGGCGGACGGCUCGUUGCCCGGGCCAGGACUCUGGACGGGCCAGUCCAGUACCACCGACACCACAGUCGCCGACAGUCCUUUCACACUGAAUCCCAACUUCCUGCUACCGCCGGACGCCGUGCUGGACUCGGUGAAUGGUGGUUUGGCGAAGCAGGUGUCGAACUCGUUCCACUGUCUCACCGACAGUGCCGCUACACGAGCGGAGGGAACCUUAGCCUUGGAGGGCUUGUUCUCGCUCGACCGGCCGAAGCGGGCCGCGUCCUGCUCCGACUCGCAUCUGAACGCCCAUCGGCAGAGCGUGUUCUACUUUCCGGACGUCCGGACGGCCCCAGCAGCAACACUCCGGUCGGGCAUCACGAAGUUCAAGACGACGCCGGGCUCUCCGUUCAAACCGGCGCCGCACAGCCAGUCACCGUUUCCGGCCGCGCUGGACACGCCACCGUCCUCGCCACUGACGCCCCUGUCGGUGCUGCAGAACAUCCCGGCCGACCUAUUGUCCACCGUGCUGCACUGGCUGUACUGCGAGUGCCUGCCGGAUCGACUGGACGAGGACGCCUGCCGCCAGCUGAUCGACCUCUGUGACCGUACGGCGCCACUCGCCCGAAUGGGCGAACCGUGCCGGAACUACCUGCGAAACAUCCAGCUGAAGCAGUUCGUCAUCGACAUCAUCAACGACCUGCACGACAGCCUCAACCACCUGGUGCAGCUGAUGCACCCUGGCAGCAUCUCGCGCAGCCCGUGCGUUCUGUGCCAGGUGUUCAAGGAGGGCGUUAAGGAGACGCUGACCGCCAUCGUGAAGCUGCUGCAGUUCUGCAACAUCUUCACCAAGGACGCGACCAGCUUCACGCGGUACCAGCGCCACGAGAUCAUCAAGUACGUGCGCACCCGGAUGCCGGUCUACCUGUCGCAGGUGCACCAGCUCCUGCAAAACGUCAACCUGGUGCUCGGAAGCCUCACGCCGGACGACCGGAACGACCUGGUGUCGUACCUGGUGCCGGAGAUAACGGCCGCCCUCGAGCUAGUGACGGCCGCGGUGACCGAGGUGAAGCUCUCGCUCGAGAAGGUGUGCAAGGAUCUGAAGGGCACACAUCAGCAGCAGCAGCAGCAGCAGCAGACGAACACGACAACACCGUGUGGAGCCAGCCAUCAACAACAGCAGCAGCUGGAGUAUGCUACGCAACCGGGUCGGCUGACACCGGGCCGGGUCAGCCCGGCUCGAGGGUCGGCCGAGCGGCUUGGGACCCGGAUGCGGGUGCACUGCACCACGGCGGCGGCGGCGGCGACGGCGACGGCCACCACGGACUCGACCGGCCAGUCGGCGGACCUCCGCUUCUUCCUCUACAUGUACGAGGUGAAGAAAAUGCGCGACAUUUACGGGCGUGUCACGAGUGCACUGGAGAUGCUGCUGCGCAAGAAGAGCACCUUCAACGAGAUGCACCUGUUGCACCAGCACCAAACGGUGCGCCACAACCUGGAGCAGCUGGUCGUGGAGGUGCCGGCGGCGAUCGGCCAACUGGAGGAGCUGUGCGACACGAUUGACGAGAAGAUCGGCUGGAAGGAGUUCAAGUUUUGCUUCAAGUUUCUCACCAGCCAAGUGAACGGCAUUGUCUCGAAGCUUCUGGAACACAAGGCUGCUCUGAAUGACGCGAUGCUUUAUAUAUCCACGCUGGUGCAGAAGAAGCAGUUCACGUACGCCCUGAUGGAGCUGGGGCUGCUGGACAAAUGCAGCGUCGAUCCGGGGCAGGUGCAGGAGUGCACGCAAAAGCGGAGUGCGGUCCGAUCGAGCGCUCAGCGCCGGUUCGAGUACUCGAGCGUCAAGGUCAAUCUGGUCAAGAGCCUGUGUGAACCGCCAACGGCGGCCCACAGCAUCCUGGCGAAGAACGCGCUGAAGCUGCUGCAUUCGGGACAGCUCACCGACAUGGAGUUCGAGGUGGUAGUCCCGAAGGCGGACCACGAGAUCGAGAACGUGGUCGCCACCGGUAGCUGUGACUAUGGCCCGGAUGGGCCGAACGGACCGGUGCCGAUGGUGCGGGCUACGAACACCGCGCUGAAGGUGGGCACCUCGAAGGGCUCCCAGUCGCACUGCUUCAAGGCUCACCGAGUGAUAGUGGCGGCCCGGUGCGAGUGGUUCAAGAAGGCGCUCCUCUCCGGCAUGCAGGAGGACAUCAAUCGCAAAAUCGUCAUCUACGACACCUCGGUUGUGAUAUUCCGACGUUUACUCCUCUACCUGUAUGGCGCCCCGGUGGACAAGUCCGUCAGCGUGGAGCAACUCUGCGAGCUGAUGCUGCUGGCCGACCGGUACUCGGUGGACAACCUGAAGGCGAUCUGCGAGGAAACGCUCGUCGCGUCCAUUGACGCCGAGUCCGUCAUCUAUCUGUACGGCAUCUCCGAUCGCUUCAAUGCGUCCGCGCUACAGGCCAGCUGCCUGUCCUACCUGUCACAGCACACGGAGCUCACGCAGCUGGACAUUUUCCAGCAACUGCCAGCGAAUCUGCAGAACGAGGUCCAGGACCUGAUCCGAUGGUGUGGCCGCGUACCGGAACCGUGGUACGACUGCGCCGAACGCUCGCGCUCUGACCCGCGCUCCCGCCACAGUCUUCGAAGCCCAUCGAAGACCUCAAGAUCGUCCCACUCCCGGAAACAUUCUCCCUCGUUCAUGUGACCCUGAGCCGCAACCAGGCGCAUCCGGUAUCACAAUGGCGUAGCAAAGUCGUCGGACAUGGAGUAGCGCGUCGUCACGUCCGGUCGGCGUAAUGGUCGGUAGUCGGAACGGGAGCCUAGCGUAGUGUGUUGUGGCAAAAUAGGCGAGACAAAACUAGCAAAUGUAAGAGGAGGCAAUUGUUAUAAAUUCAAACAUUUAAAGGUCGGGUGCAGAUGAUAAUGCCGGGGUGACGGGUGACGGGUUGACGGACUGGUUUAGAACGGCAAUCCCCGUAUUUUGCUGUCCGUUCCAAGCAAUGAAAGUGAAGCAUGUGCUAUGCACACAUCGCAGCAAGAGAAUGGUGCAGGGGCAAAAAAGCAUUUAAGUGGCCACACACAAGCUGGCGGGUAACACUAUUGCCACCGGUUUUCCAGUGAGAAUUGAAUAAAGA
Molecule: messenger RNA, 3928 nt
Organism: Anopheles cruzii
Lineage: Eukaryota; Metazoa; Arthropoda; Insecta; Diptera; Culicidae
Exons: 8
Coding region: 1-3498 (1165 amino acids)
Biological process (GO): proteasome-mediated ubiquitin-dependent protein catabolic process; regulation of proteolysis
Cellular component (GO): nucleus; cytoplasm
Molecular function (GO): ubiquitin protein ligase binding
Source: RefSeq, a predicted model, not a curated record